AUGGCGUCUUCACGAGCAGCAGAUCUCCCAGAUGCAGCAAAUACCCCCUCAAGACUGUGCCCUGCGGGAAAAGCAGCAGCGACGGACGAGAAGAAAAACGGCGAUGACAGAAAUUGUGUGACGGCGUCAGCUCAGGAUAUGGGAGACCCCGACGCGGCAGAACCAGGGGAGAUUAGCGAUGGGGACUUGUGCUCCAAUCCUCGAGACAGAACAGAAGCAUCACCAGCCGCAGCUGUAUAUCCGCCGGUGAAAGCUCCCCAUCUCUUCGUCCUUACUACCAGCCUGGACCGGUACCUCGUUCUUUCUGCCGUCGCACUCGCUGCAUGCGAGACCCCCGUGCAUGCGGCCGUAGCUGAAGGCUCGGCGGCUGCUGCCGAUGCCGCAGAAGAGGUCUCCGAAACUGAGACACCAGCGGCCCCAGCAGCAGCAGGUGCUGGUCCGUCUUAUCGAGGGUGCCUCAUGUGGCGAUUGGGCUGCCUUGGAGGCUGGACGCAGUCUCUCUCGGCGUCGUGUGCUGAGCCCUCACGUGUGUCUGUGGGGUGUGGUGAUGCCACUAUCCGUGCUGCUGAUCUAUCGUCCGCUGUCAACGCUCAGCUGAGCAGUGGAUCCCCGCAGGCCUCAAGCGGUGCAGUCGCAGUUGCAGACGCUGCAGCAGGCCCCCUGAAGGCAGCUGCAGCUGACGAGGCGGCGCCGUGUGGGGAGGCGCCCCCUGCAGCAGCUCCCUCAGAGCAGCAGCAGCUGUGGAGGCGGCAGCAGCAGUUGCGGCAGCAGGGACUGCUUCUGAGUGCUGCCGCUUUUAGCGAGGCUGCAGUAGAGGCAGCAGCGACCUCCGUGGAUGCGGUGCUCCUGCCGCCGCUACAGCAGCAACGCGAGCACAAUAGGGCUCCAACUGGGCAGCAGCAGCAGCAGGCAUUGCAGGAGGAUGCGCAGUUGCUGCUGUUUUUGCUCGGUGAUCAGCGUCAGGAAGCGCGGGCAGCUGCAGAGGCUGCCCUUCCCUCUCUACUAGGGGCCUUACCGCAGGUGAGCCUCGCAGGCAGGCACACUUCACAUGCUUUUGCUGCCUUUCCGGAAACUUCAAGCUCAAAAUCUGGCUGCUCUCCACACGUGCAGGCGGCUCUGCUGCUCGCCGCGGGUCUGGUGCCUGAGGCGGUGGAGGCAUACUUACAGGCGAAUUUGGCGUCAUUCGCGCUGCUCCUCUGCCGUUUGCGGCUUCGAUCAGAGCACCCGCUGCAGUAUACAGCCUUCGAUGCAUGGCUUGCUGAACCAAGCGAGGAGACACUACAGGAGGAGCACGAGCAAGACGGGCAGCAGAAUCGGCAAGAGCGCCAUCUGCAGGACUGGCAGCCCCCGCAGGAGCAACACUGCCAGCAGGAACCUCAAAAAAGGAUCGGCCGUCUGCUUCGUCUGGCGCUGAUGCUGGAGUCGCUACCAGCUGGCUCAUAG
Molecule: messenger RNA, 1443 nt
Organism: Cyclospora cayetanensis
Lineage: Eukaryota; Apicomplexa; Conoidasida; Eucoccidiorida; Eimeriidae
Product: AF4/FMR2 family member 4
Exons: 8
Coding region: 1-1443 (480 amino acids)
Source: RefSeq, a predicted model, not a curated record